UUUCAUAAGCGAGUCGCACACCUGCACAAUGAGGAGUCCUCCGUGCCUCUUAGGUCUGCUUUUCCAAUUUGGAGGAGUCCUCGCGUUGUCCGGAGAAUUUUGGCACAUCACCGAUCUGCACUGGGACCCAAGCUACAAACUCGCGGAUAACCCCGCGCGCGUGUGUGAUUCGAGCGGAGGACGCUCUGCGACCAACGCGGGAGUUUUUGGAGACUAUGUCUGCGACGCCCCAUGGCACCUCAUCAACUCCACGGUGUAUGCAAUGAAGGCUGUGCUGCCCGAUCCGGAUUUCAUCGUGUGGACCGGAGAUGACACCCCACAUGUACCAAAUGAGAAUCUGGACGAGGAGGAAGUACUCCGAAUUAUCAGCAACCUCACCCGCGCCAUAAAGCACGUCUUUCCAAGCACUAAAGUGUACUCGGCCUUAGGCAACCAUGACUACCAUCCCAAGAGUCAGAUGCCAGCGGCUAAGAACAACAUGUAUGACAAGAUAUCACAGAUGUGGCAAGAAUGGCUGGAACCAGAGUCUCAAAACAGCUUUAAAAAAGGCGGAUACUACACUGAAAAGCUGCUCAACCGAACAGGCUUUCGGAUGUUGGUCCUCAACACCAACCUCUACUACGACCAGAACAACCAGACGGAGAACAUGGACGACCCCGCUGACCAGUUUCGCUGGGCGGAUCAGAUUCUCAUGGAAGCAGCCAAAAACAACGAGAAGGUGUUUGUCAUUGGCCACGUUCCUCCGGGGUUCUUUGAGAAGAGGAGGGGUAAGUCUUGGUUCAGGCCCAACUUCAACGAGCGAUACUUGCACCUGAUUGAGAAACAUCACGCAGUUAUCAUCGGACAGUUCUUUGGUCAUCAGCACACCGACAGCUUCCGCAUGUUUUAUCACCCUGAUGGCUCUCCUAUCAGCACCAUGUUCUUGAGCCCUGGGGUUACGCCGUGGAAAACCUCACUUCCUAAAGUCGUAGAUGGAGCCAACAACCCUGGGAUCCGCGUCUUCGAAUAUGACACCCAAACACUCUUGGUCAAAGACAUGGUGACCUACUAUCUGAACCUGACCCAUGCCAAUUUAGCUGGUGCACGUUGGGAGAAGGAGUACCGGCUUACAGAAAGCUUCAGGGUACCCGAUGCCUCCCCAGCCUCCAUGCACCAGGUUCUGGAGCGCAUGGCUAAUAACGACUGCUACCUACAGAAGUACUACGAGUUGAACUCUGUCAGCUAUGACCUGACAAAGUGCAAUCGCGAUUGCCGUAUUGACCACGUGUGUGCAGCUAGAGAGGUAAAUUUUGAUAGAUAUGAGCACUGUCUGGUGAAAGAAGGGGCAGCCUCUAUUAACGGUUUCUUGGUGCCAAUCCUCUCUGUGGCAAUAAGUCUGGUCAUUGCUAACUGAUAAUACUAAUCUGUGAUGACAGGAACUGAUAACAUGAGGCUUUGAAUGUUCAACCAGUGACAACCUAGUGCAGCAAAAGAUCCAGGCAGACCAUUCAAUAUUGUAAAAGGUGACAUGAUCCUUUCAAAAUUACAUUUGUCCAAAAUCUACAGUAUGCUUAAUGGUGAUUAUCUUUUCUUGAUUUUGUAGCGAAUUGGAAGUUUUCAGUUACAUGGCACGCUGUUAAAAGUUAGACACACAUUAAAGCGGCAGUAGACAACUUUUUUGGUUCAACUUAUCAUUAUGAACUAAAUGUUGAUUGCAGCGUAAUGGCUACUGAAUAAUGACACACCAUCGGCGUUUAUUGGUUCCCUCCAAGCCUUGCUUUCAUUAUGCAAAUCUGUCUGCCACCGGGUACGAUCUCGCGGGAAAAUGAAGGCUAGAUUUAUGCCACGAAGGAAGCGCGUCAACCACCGUGCAACCAAAGCAGGAAGAGGAUAGCACUUUUGUUUUCCCCAGCAGCUAUCAGCAGCAGAAAUGGCGGAUGGUGGAACAACCGCCCAGACAGCAAAGAAUCUUUGGCCCAAAUAUGGCCAACAUCUGCAGUUAUCUCACGGCCCACAUUUGGCCUUGAAUGACGGCGUUGACUCAGGGUGAGUGUGGCUGCCUCAACUCAGCCACACUUGGGCCACAUCUGGUCCACAUAGUAUGUGCUGUAACCCAAGUCAUGCCCGGUUCAUUACAUUUGGGCCAUGUCUGGCCCACACAACACUUGCCGUAACCCAAGUCAAGCCUGGCUUAUGACUUUUGGGCCACGUCUGGCCCACACAACAGUUGCCAGUGCCGUAACUGAGCUGUAAGUACCAAAAGUGCCCCAGCUUAGGCCCAAAUGUGUGCUAUCUGGGCGAAGUGACAGUGGAAACUACCCGGCAAGAGAAAAAGAACCCUGUUGAUAGAGGCGGCAAAGAAGGCGUAGAGGGAGAGUGAUAGAAACAGAGGUAAAACAACAGUGACCCGUGGUAGGCAUUCACUCGACGGUGUUGUAUCGAACUUUUUCCUCAUCGACAUCUGUUUCCCCCUAGCCAGACGAAAGCGUUCACAUGGAAACAGGUUACCUAUCGGUUACGAUUAGGUUAAGGUUUGGGUUAGGUUGAGGCUAAUAAGCAUUCCGGGGUUGUAUGGAACUCUGGCUAGGAGGAAACAGACCUUGACGGGGAAACAGAGUGCGAUACAAAACCCGGGACUUGAGAGGGUUCCAAACCGACCUUCAGUUGGCAUUCUUUCUACUGGAUCAGGAAGUAACACAACCUUCCUACUUAUUAAUACUACCGGAUGUUUUACUCUGCCUUUAUCAUAGUACUGAGAUUGGGGAUUCUAGUCCAGAUGUGAUCCUUACAGUUGUUUCUUGCUUUGGACAGUAGCCAGGCUGCUAAUAAAUGGAAAGCGAUCCGGUAGUCUUUGCGACAGCAAACAAUAAAAAAAAUUUUUAAAAACACUCAGAAAGGCUGGGGUGGGAGGGUGAAAAGUUGUCUACAGCCACGUUAAUGUAACUUACAAGCAGGGAAACAAUCAUUGGAUUCAAUAUUUUCUAGCAGUUUCACUUGAGCUGCUGGGAAAUAAUAAAAACGGUUGGACAUCUGAUUUACAGUUCGAUAUUUCAAAAGUGUUCAGUAUUAUAAAUUCAAUGUCUUGCCAUGUAUAAGAAUCAUAGUUUGUCAUUAUUUAAUGACGGGCUAUCAUCAAGCUAUAAAUGCCAGUGUUUUACCGUAACAAUAAAAAGGCUUAUCAAUGGUUUAAAAUGUGCUUAAUGUCCAUAUCAUGUAGGAACAUUGAUCACGUCUUGUAAAGUAAGCACAACUGAAUGUAUCAUUUGCAGCAGAUAAUUCCCUCUGACACUGGAACUGGAAUUCAGGGCUACACAAAUAAACUUGACAUGAA
This is a messenger RNA of Lampris incognitus (smalleye Pacific opah), 3310 nucleotides long. RefSeq names its product sphingomyelin phosphodiesterase acid like 3B (gene smpdl3b). Gene Ontology annotation, biological process: sphingomyelin catabolic process. The coding region runs from base 29 to 1393 and encodes 454 amino acids. Gene Ontology annotation, molecular function: sphingomyelin phosphodiesterase activity. The transcript is spliced from 8 exons. NCBI's taxonomy places the organism in Eukaryota, Metazoa, Chordata, Actinopteri, Lampriformes, Lampridae. The record is from RefSeq and is a predicted model, not a curated record.